Messenger RNA from Microthlaspi erraticum, 1884 nucleotides. The record is from the annotation of a GenBank genome assembly. NCBI's taxonomy places the organism in Eukaryota, Viridiplantae, Streptophyta, Magnoliopsida, Brassicales, Brassicaceae.
AUGCCUGUCUCCAUCUCAAAGAGACGACCAAGAACAUCCAAGAAAACCGAAACAGAAAAACCUGAAAAUUCACUAGAGAAUCCUCGUUCAUGCUGUAAUAACAUUUGUUCGAUCUUCUCAAGAUCAGUUCUUUAUCGUUUUCCUCUCACGUUUCUCUUCCUCUUCUUGAUUUAUCUUUGGUCAACUUCCACGACUGUUAUCUCUGGCAACGUCGUUCAUAUUUGCAUCUCUUCCCGGAAGCUCAACGAGCUCUAUUGUCUCACAGCCGGUUCUCAGCCUGCUUUACAUGUACCGGUCAACAACUUCACUAAACCGGUUAGUGAAAAUGUGAUAAGAAGUGAAGAAGAGAAGAGCGUUGUUGUUCUUGGUAAAGAUGGAGACAAGGGCUUUGCAAAAAAUGAAACUUUCUCCGGAGAAAGAGAUUCAAACAAAGCAAGCUUCCACGUCAUAGACAAUGGAACUUCCAUGGGAGAAAGAGUAUCCGUUCUUGCUCAGGACUCUAAACCCAUCAAUGAGGAGAAUCUUGAUCAACAUUCAGAAGCCAAGAACGAUUUCGAUCUUGAUCUCCACACUGAUUGGGAUUCAGAAACCGGAGAAGAACGAUAUCGAUACAUCAAUCCGAAGGAUGAAGACGAGGAGACUGCUCUAAAGGCCGUGAACAAGUAUCUUCAAAUACAAAGAUCUUGGCUAUCAAUGGGAAACAACCAAGAAAAUCCAGGAUCUUGCAAAGGAAGAGAGAUUUACGUUUACGAUUUACCAUCUAAAUUCAACAAAGAUUUGUUGGGAGAAUGCUCAGAUAUGGUUCCAUGGGCUAACUUUUGCAGCUUCUUCAAGAACGAUGCACUUGGUGAAUCGAUUGAUAGUCUUGGUAAAGGCAUGUAUAGAACGCAUCAGUAUUCUCUUGAGCCGAUAUUUCAUUCUCGUGUCUUGAAGCAUCCAUGUAGGGUUUAUGACGAGAACCAAGCCAAGCUCUUCUAUGUGCCUUUCUAUGGCGGCAUCGAUGUUUUGAGAUGGCAUUUCAAGAACGUUUCUGAGGAUGUGAAGGAUGUUUUGGCGAUCGAGGUUGUUAAAUGGCUCGGAUCAAAACUUUCUUGGAAAAGAAACUCCGGGAAAGAUCACGUUUUCGUUCUUGGCAAGAUCUCUUGGGAUUUUAGAAGGAAGAACAAGGUUUCUUGGGGAUCAAGUUUACUUGAGAUGGAAGAAAUGAAAAACCCUACGAAGCUUCUCAUCGAACGUAAUCCAUGGGAAGUCAACGACGUCGCUAUACCUCAUCCAACGUUCUUCCACCCGAAAACCGACGACGAUAUCUCCAGCUGGCAGAACAAGAUCAUCGUGAAACCCCGCCGGAGCCUAAUCAGCUUCGCCGGUGGAGCAAGGCCCGGUAAUCCUGAUAGUAUCCGGUCAACAUUGAUUGACCAAUGCAGAUCAUCUCCCGACCAGUGCCGGUUCAUGAACUGUACCAGUGGAAUCUGUGAUAAACCGGAAUCGGUUAUCGAGCUUUUUCAAGAUUCGGAGUUUUGUCUUCAGCCACCUGGAGACAGUCCUACGAGGAAAUCGAUUUUUGAUUCCCUCGUAUCAGGUUGCAUUCCGGUUAUCUUUGAUCCGUACAGUGCGUAUUAUCAGUACACGUGGCAUUUACCGGAGGAUCACCGGGCAUACUCGGUGUAUAUAAACAAGGAAGAUUUGAAGGGAAAGAAAGUGAAUGUGAUUGAGAAACUCAUGUCAAAGACUCUAAGGGAAAGAGAGGAUAUGAGGAGUUACAUUGUGCAUGAGCUCUUGCCUGGUUUGGUCUAUGGAGAUUCUAAUGCUAAGUUUGAGAGGUUUCGAGAUGCUUGUGAUAUUACUAUGGAUAGUUUACUCCAUAAGAUCUCAAAAACUUUGUAA